Molecule: messenger RNA, 4981 nt
Organism: Sinocyclocheilus rhinocerous
Lineage: Eukaryota; Metazoa; Chordata; Actinopteri; Cypriniformes; Cyprinidae
Gene: ern1
Product: endoplasmic reticulum to nucleus signaling 1
Exons: 22
Coding region: 136-3255 (1039 amino acids)
Biological process (GO): protein phosphorylation; intrinsic apoptotic signaling pathway in response to endoplasmic reticulum stress; mRNA processing
Cellular component (GO): IRE1-TRAF2-ASK1 complex
Molecular function (GO): ATP binding; RNA endonuclease activity; protein serine/threonine kinase activity
Source: RefSeq, a predicted model, not a curated record
GAGCAGUAGAGGAAGAGAGCUGAUAAACGCAUUGAGCCCGUCUGUUUAGUAGUACACAGUACAAUGAAACAGUAAACCACCGUUGGGCGAACAUAUCUGCCGUGUAUUCACAGGUCCGCGUGUUUAUAUGUGUGUAUGAUGGCGUGGGGAGUGUGCAGCAGGGCUCUGGUGUGGAUUAUAACUGCGAUCAUAUGCUGGAGUCACAGCAGCUUGAUGGGCUUUUGCGGCAGCAGUACGGUGUCUGUACCAGAGAGUCUACUCUUUGUGUCCACACUGGACGGGAACCUUCACGCCGUCAGCAAGAGAUCCGGAACAAUCAAAUGGACUUUAAAAGAAGAUCCUGUUUUGCAAGUCCCAACGCAUGUGUCAGAGCCUGCAUUCCUCCCAGACCCCAAUGAUGGCAGUUUGUACUCUCUCGGAGGGAAAAAUAAUGAGGGUUUGACGAAACUGCCGUUCACCAUUCCUGAGCUGGUCCAGGCAUCUCCCUGUCGCGGUUCUGAUGGCAUCUUAUACACGGGUAAGAAGCAAGACGUGUGGUAUGUUGUGGAUCUGCUGACUGGUGAGAAGCAACAAACACUGACCUCUUCCUACGCUGAGAUGUUAUGUCCAUCUUCAUCUCUGCUCUACCUCGGCCGCACUGAAUACACGAUCACUAUGUAUGACACCAAGAGCAGAGAGCUGCGCUGGAACGCUACUUAUUCUGACUACGCUUUCACCCUUCCAGACGACGACACCAAACACAAUAUGGCCCACUUUGUGUCCAAUGGUGAUGGCCUAGUGGUGACAGUGGACAGUGAGUCCGGAGACGUGCAGUGGGUUCAGAAUUACAACUCCCCUGUGGUGGCGAUCUACAUCUGGCAGCGUGAGGGCCUGCGCAAAGUCCCGCACACCAAUGUUGCUGUGGAAACUUUGCGUUAUCUCACUUUCAUGUCAGGAGAGGUGGGCCGCAUUACACAGUGGAAGUAUCCAUUUCCUCGGGAGAAGAAAACCAAAGAUAAACUGAUGUCCACGUUGUAUGUAGGGAAACACUCCUCUGGCCUGUAUGCUUCUCCCUCCCUGGUGCAUGAUGGAGUUACUGUUGUGCCUCGUGGCAGGACGUUUCCCAUGCUGGAGGGCCCCAGUAACCAGGAGUCAAGCAUGGAGGAUGAGCAGGAGUGUGUGAUCACUCCCAGUACCACAGUGAAGUUCAGUGCAGCACUGAAAGAGAGAAACCACAUCAACUUCAUGAGGAAUUCACUGCUGUUGAUAGGUCACCACGAGACACCGCCAGAUGCUCAUACUAAAAUUCUGGAAAAAUUUCCAGAGAGCAUCCCUCGCCAACAUAUCAACGUUAUUCCCCCUGCCACAGAGAAGACCAUUGAAGAGAAAGUAAAUGAGAGUGGAAUGGAAGACAACAGUCCUCUGCCUCCACCUGUGUCAUCCCUGCAGGAGAAACCCGACCGUGUCCCACGUGUGGAGACUCCAGUGGACUCCAUGCUGAAGGACAUGGCCACCAUCAUCUUCUGCACUUUCCUUCUGGCCGGCUGGGUGGCCUUCAUCAUCACCUACCCCAAGAGUGUCCACAAGCAGCAGCAGUUGCAACACCUGCAAUUUCAGCAGCAGAUGGAGGAAAAGCUGCAGCUCCUGCAGCGGCAGCAGCUCAUUUUCCAGCCACCCAGUGAUCUGCCUCCUGACACUGACUUCCUAGAGGCAGCCCAUACCCGCUCUGAGAGCUCCACCCACAGCAGUCCCAACAUCACCCCACGAGCAUCCAACCAUUCCAACAUGUCCCAGUCUGAAAUGGGACAUUCAGCUAAUGAGCACGAGGAUGCAGAGGAAGAAUCCAACAUUGUCAGAAUUGGAAACAUCACUUUCAACCCUAGAGAUGUACUUGGACAUGGUGCUGAGGGAACUAUUGUGUACAGGGGUCAGUUUGAUAACCGUCCAGUGGCAGUGAAGAGGAUUCUCCCAGAAUGCUUUAGCUUUGCCGACCGUGAGGUUCAGCUGCUGCGCGAGUCAGACGAGCAUCCAAAUGUGAUUCGUUACUUCUGCACUGAGAGAGACCGUCAGUUUCAGUACAUUGCCAUAGAGCUGUGUAGCUCCACACUGCAAGAGUAUGUGGAACGAAAGGAUUUUAACCGCCACGGUUUGGAGCCAGUGACACUGCUAGAGCAAACCAUGUCUGGACUGGCUCAUUUACAUUCACUUAAUAUAGUUCACAGAGAUCUGAAGCCACACAACAUCCUGGUGUCGAUGCCGAACACACAUGGGCGUGUGAAGGCCAUGAUCUCAGACUUUGGCCUAUGCAAGAAGCUGGCAGUGGGCAGACACAGCUUCAGCAGGAAGUCUGGGGUCCCGGGCACUGAGGGCUGGAUUGCUCCAGAAGUGCUCAGUGAGGAUGCAAAGCAUAACCCUACCUGCAUGGUAGACAUCUUCUCUGCAGGCUGUGUGUUUUACUAUGUGGUAUCUGAAGGCCACCACCCCUUUGGAAAGUCCUUGCAGCGGCAAGCAAACAUUCUGCUGGGUGCCUACUCGCUGGAAUACUUAGACCCUAACAGACAUGACGAUAUUGUGGCCCGAAACUUGAUCGAGCAGAUGUUGAGUAUGGAACCAGAGAAAAGACCCUCAGCAGACAAAGUGCUAAAGCAUCCCUUCUUCUGGAGUCUGGAAAAACAGCUGCAGUUCUUCCAGGAUGUGAGUGAUAGAAUUGAGAAGGAGCCGUUAGAUGGACCAAUCGUGAGACAGCUGGAGAGAGGAGGACGGGUGGUGGUCAAAGGCGAUUGGAAGGAACAUAUCACAGUGCCUCUACAGACCGAUCUUCGCAAGUUUCGUUCAUACAAAGGCGGAUCGGUCAGAGAUCUUUUACGUGCCAUGAGAAACAAGAAACACCAUUACCGAGAGUUACCCGAUGAAGUCCAGGAAACACUGGGAUCCAUUCCAGAUGAAUUUGUCUCCUACUUUACCUCCCGUUUCCCUCUUCUUCUGUUGCACACACAUCUGGCCAUGCGUUUCUGUGCUGUGGAGCGACCUUUCCUGCCUUAUUACCACACUUCUGAACUGCUCACACACCACACAGUAGCACAGUGUGCGCCACAGGCUCCCCCCUCACAGCAUUGCAGUCCAUCAGUGCUCUCAGGCCUGUCGUCGUCCAGUCAGAUAUCAGCAGCUCCACAUGAACUGUCUGAAAUGGCAGUCUUACCUGAGAUCACCACAGAGCACAUACAGACAGUCCCGGUGCCACCCACACUGUCCACACAAGAGACUGGAGCUCCAUAGUGCCAAGUGGAUAGACCCUUGAUGGAUGGACCCUUUUCGGACACAUUCCAGGGAUGAGCCAUCUCUCUGUGUGGAUGCAGUCUGGGCCUGCAGUGUCCGGGCUGUGUCACCACAGAGGCCGCCAUCCCAUCUUUAGUGCCUUACGAUGCUCAUUUUAGACAACAGCUCUUGACUGAGUGAUUUACCGAUUCCUGGCGAAGAUGUUUUGGAGGAUGCUGAAAAAGAUGGUUUGGGUUGUCAGUGGUGUGCUCACAAAAUUCUGCAGUCAUUCCUUCCAUUUGUCAAGUAUAAUGUGAUUGGAAGGCGAGGGAUUUUUGCUGAACACUUGAAAUGAAUGCAAGAAAUUCUACUGUGCACUGUUGAGUCGUGCUUGGUGAGAGAGAACAUGCUAUUGAAUAUAUAUUUUUGUACAUAUUUUGAUCAUUGAUAAUCGAUUGAAGUGGCCAUUGUGCCUUUUUAAAUGACACUGUGCAGUGUGAAGCUAAUGCUUGUGGUUUCGCCUUUUGUCUUUGCUGCUGAAAGCUGUUAAAGGACUAGUUCAACCAAAAAUGAAGAGAGGCAUCAUUUAGUCAUCCACACAUGUACAGCUUUCCGUGGAACAGCAGAUUGUUCACUGUUCUCUUCUGUACAGUGACCAGCUGCUGUGAAGCCCCAAAAACACCAAAACGCAUCAUAAAGUAGUCAACUUGUGUGCAGAAUAAUCUAAAGAAACGCAUGCAAAUUCAAGUUAUUAUUCACUGAUAAUCUCCCUCUGCACUGCAUUUCUUAAUUCCCAUUUAAAUAUGUCCUGUGAAGACGUCACACCAUAUUUGACAUCAAUGAAGCCAAAGAGCAUUGGUUAUCACAUAUCAUAUGUGAAAGCACUAAUCACAUUUGUGAGCAAAAGCUAAUGUAUGGCUUCGGGAGGCUAAACAGUGCUCAAGCCAUAUGGGCUACUUCUAUGCAUGCUGGUUUGAAACGAGACGUAAAUGAUGACAGAAUUAAAUUUUUGGGUGAACCGUUCCUUCAAAGUCUCUAAUAUGGAACCAACUGUAUGACAUUACCGGUAUUAUGCUUUCAAAAGUUCUGGAUAUACUUUCAUGACAAACGUAAUAUCCUGUAUUGUGCUCAUAAUUUCAGUCAUUCAGUCAUGCACUUUUAUAUUUUGGUAUAUUUCAGCAAAUCAUCGUAAACUGUAUGAAUUCAUUCCCUUGGAUUUUGGAUGGUGUGAUUUAGUUGUAGCUUUCAGGUGAUUCUCUUAAAUGGUUCUUAUGUAGGGAAAUAAUUCAGCUAUUUUCUUGGUUUUAAUGGAUCCCUGAUUCAGAAACUAUGGGCUUUUGUUAGGUUAUACCAGGAAAAAUGUCUCUCCUAGGCCUGAUGUUGGUCAGAUGUUCAGUGCAUAUACAGCAUUGUAACAUGCAUGCCGUUUUGACCUGAAAUAUUCCAGAUGGAGCUUUUAUAAUGUUACAUGUUUUUAAUGUUCCAUAUUUUUAAAUGGCUCAUUUUGAGGGAAAAAUUUAAAUGCAAUGAUGCCUUUUUACAUGUAGUGUUAAUAAAAGCUGCUAUUGUGCAAUGCCAAUUAAGGUAUGAGUGCAAAUAGUCAACCUUUUUGGCUAUUUUCAUUAAUUUCACCCACCAUUGCUGAAAUUAUUUAUAUAUAACGUUACUUCUAUUUAGGCAUAGUGAGAAUAGCAUCUAUCACUAUUUGAAUUUAAUAUAAACACUUUUUAAAACUACCACCAUAUUC